AUGUUCGGAUUCGACGAGGCCCGUGACAACUACAAAAACACCUACGAGAACAACGACAACAAAGCCGAGUUCUCCCACGAGCUUCUCGCCGGCGGAGCAGCUUUCGCAGGCAUGAAAGCCUUUGAGGAUCACCAGCGUAAAGAAGGCAAGCCCGUCUCCCACCAAUUCGCCAAAGAGCUCCUCGCGGGUUUCGCAGGCGUGGAAGUCGACCGUCUCGCCGAGACCAAGGGAGCGGAUUACAUUGAUCGCGAAAAAGCCAAGCGUCAUGCGAAGCAGAAUGCCGAGGAGUUGUAUGAUUCGCACUAUGGUGGGAACGACCAGUAUGACCCCAACCAGCAGGGCCCGCAUCGGCACAUGGAGGAGCAGUUUGGUCGGUGGUAG
Molecule: messenger RNA, 381 nt
Organism: Ramularia collo-cygni
Lineage: Eukaryota; Fungi; Ascomycota; Dothideomycetes; Mycosphaerellales; Mycosphaerellaceae
Product: related to CipC-like antibiotic response protein
Exons: 3
Coding region: 1-381 (126 amino acids)
Source: RefSeq, a predicted model, not a curated record